Messenger RNA from Bombus terrestris (buff-tailed bumblebee), 6328 nucleotides. RefSeq names its product transmembrane protein 245. Bases 306 to 2906 code for a protein of 866 amino acids. The record is from RefSeq and is a predicted model, not a curated record. The transcript is spliced from 11 exons. NCBI's taxonomy places the organism in Eukaryota, Metazoa, Arthropoda, Insecta, Hymenoptera, Apidae.
UUAUUCUGAUUUCAGUCAUUUCACUCUUUUAUUGACAUUAAUUGAUAUACCAUAGUGUAUAUACAUACAUACAUACAUACAUACAUAUGUACAUAUGGGAUACUGCACGAUGCACGACUACUCACUAAUCACUACUGCACAAUACCAGUAUACAGUAUUUGUUACUUCUUACAGUAAACUUUACUCUUAUUACUAUUUUCCUAUUCAGUAUAAUUUUUUUACUUUUCUUAACAAAAUAUUAAGUAGUAACAGAAUUCAAAAUUAAAUAAUAAGCGCUCUAAUAGUGAAUUGAUUACGUAUUCACAAUGGAUAGUACACGGUCGCCUAUGGAUAACCUCUUUAACAUGCUGUCCGGCUUCAGUGCGGGUCAUGAAAAAGCCUUAAAACAAGGCAUUUAUAAUGCCGUGGCACUGUUCUUUUUGUGUCUAGUUUCAGCAGCGGGGUUUGGAUUAUAUAUUAUAUUGAGACCUUUUGUAAAACCUCUAAUUUGGGCUCUAUUAUGUGGCUCUGUUCUAUUCCCUUUCAAAUAUUCGUUAACUACGAUGGUACAGUCAUGGUUUGAAAAAACGGAAGCGUCUCAUACUCCUUUAGUAAUAAAUUUAAUAGUGCUGCCUGUACAAAUAGUAGACAAAGUAUCUGACAGUAUAGGAUCAUUUUUAUGGAAACGCAUUAAGUACAUUAUCAGUGCAUUUUUGUUGGCUGCAAUACCUUUAACUAUAUAUCAUUACAUACCUACUAUAUUAAGUUGUCUUAUAUGGAGAAUAUGUCUAAUUUUUAGUACUAUUUUUGGAUUUUUUAUAACAACAUGCAACACGUUUACGAUUGCUGUUAUACUUAUUGGAUAUUUAUCUGUGUUGUAUAUUUAUUGGACACCGAAUAAUUCCAUACAUUUCCGUUAUACCUCAUUUGUUAUAUGGUUCAUGAUUAGUUUAUAUGUUUCAAACAUAUUAGGUGCUUAUCAAAUUAUUGUAUUUAUAACACUACAGAUACUAUACUUGAUAGGAUUUAUUUAUGAGGUAAUAGGCAUUGUGGAAAACCAAGAAUUAGAAAAUAAACAAAUGACAUUCAUGGAAGCAAUAUGCUUUGCAUUAACAAAUAACUUAAUUAUAAAUAUACAACAUGAUUCAUUUCCUUCAUUUCCUAAAAGUGAAAAAGUAGAAAAUAUCAGUAAAGAGAACAUGGAUGACAAGAUAAGUGAAGAAGACAAAGAAACAAAAGUUAGAAAAUUCUCCAACAAGUCAAUGUCAUUGGAUGCAACUAAUAAAGGGGUAAUGAAGAGACUGCAAUCACCUAGUAUACCAUUACGUGAUCGUUAUUUGUUAAGAAGAUUGAAAACAGAAUUACGAAUGUCUAUAGAUAUAGAAAGUGAUAAGGUUGAUACUGACAAAUACAUGUAUGGUGCAUUAUAUGCUUGCAUUGGUAUGCUUCUUUGGAAACAUAGGUGGAUGAUAUACAUUUUAAUUAUUCCUAUAGCCUUUUAUAUUAUUAAACAACUUGGAAGUUAUUUUGGAGUAGGAAAGAUGAUUGAAAAACAAUGCAACAUUAUUAUACAAAUUAUAAAAACAUGGUGUAUAGAAAGACAUCAAGCUCUCUUACCAGUUAAUGUUAGAGGUUUAUAUAAAAUUGGAAUCAUGGUUGAUAAAAAAUUAACAAAAGCCUUGAAAGCUUCAGUUGAUUCUGUAGUAACAAUUGCUGUGAUUUUUGGCCUACUUAUAUUUACUACUUGUACCUCUAUUUUUAUAACUAUACAGGUUUAUACAGAAGGUAUGCAUCUUAUUCAUAUUACUGGAGAGAUACUCAAUUCAUCUUUAAUGAAUAAUUCAGACAUUGAUUGGUUACCUGAAGAAUGGGAAGAUUCAGUUAAUAGUGUGUUAGAUAAUGCUUACACAUAUGGACGAAGUGCUAUUUCUGACGGAGUAAAAGGAUUGGUAAAAGAUUUAGAUACUGCAAAGGCUGAACAGUUGGAAAAGAAAGUUUUAGAACUUUGGGAUAGACUUUAUCAAGCAUGGAUGAUGUCUAAUGAAAGUCCUGAUUUAAUUGGACCUACUGUAGAUGUUACAGCAGCUUAUUCAGUGUGGGAAAGCUUCAAAGAAAGUUUUGGCAAAACACCUUUACAACUGUUUAACAUGACCAACAUACAAAACUUUGUAAAAGAAAAUAUUGGGAUUUGUAUGUCAGUGUUGGACUCCAUUUGGAGCAUAGUGAAGGGAAAUAUGUCUGUGAUAUUAACAAUUUUUACAGAAUUAUUUUAUGUUAUACUUAUGAGUGGAUCAGCAGUACUUAACUUCACUCUCAGUAUGGUGGUGUUUUUUACAACGCUUUUUUACCUCCUUAGUUCUAGUGAAAAAACAUACAAACCUAUUGAGUUAACUACAGUAUUUAGUCCUAUUAAUUGUCACAGCACUUUCCAUGUUGAGGGGUUUGCUGUAGCAUUACAAGAAGCAGUAAUUGGAGUAUUUGCUGCAACGUUUAAACUUGCUUCUUUCUUUGGCAUGUGGACAUGGUUUACACAUAAUUUGUUCCAAGUAAAAAUGAUUUAUUUACCAUCAGCUUUUGCAACAAUACUCGGUGCCGUGCCAUUUUUGGAUGCAUAUUUUGCUUGCAUCCCAGCUACUUUGGAACUUUGGUUUACUCAAGGAUCUAUGACUGCUAUUCUGUUUUUCAUGUUUCAUUUUCUUCCUUGCAAUAUUGUUGUAACUGAAUUCUACAAAGAAAUUAAGGGGGGUGGACAUCCGUAUCUGACAGGUCUUUCCAUAGUAGGUGGUGUCUUUUGCUUAGGCGUAGAAGGUGCCAUUUUUGGUCCCUUAUUGCUAUGCUGUAUAAUGGUAGCAAUUAAUCUAAGUCGUCGUUAUCUACAUUCGCCAUCAGAAGAAGUUAUACCCGCGUAUGCACAAAUUAAACAGUAAUAGGGAAGUUGUUAAUAAUACUUAUAUAAUACUUGUAAUACUUAUUAUUCAAUAGUUGAACAAAAAUUAACAGAUCUUGGUAGGUUAACUUUUAAAAAUAUAGGCAAUGGUGAAUCUUAACAUCUAACAAGUGCUUUAAAUGAAGUUUAAAAACGAUCAAACAUAAGUCAUAUUUAUAUAUGUUUAACGUUCAUAUAUAGUAUAAAAAAAAUAACUUUUAUCUUUAUGAAAAAUUUUAACACACAAUACUAUUUACAAAAUAAGAUAUCUUUAUCUAGUCUUUAAAAAAGAUAGUUUACUAUAACAUGUAAUUUUUGUUACAUGUACAUAUAUUUAUGGAAUAAUUGCUUGUAUAUUUUAUUAUUUUUUGAUGAAUUUUUUACAUGAAAGUGUUUUGCUAAUAAUAUAUUUAAAAAAGAUUCAGUAAACAAAUCUCAGCUUACGCUUAUUAGCAUUGUAAGUGCGUUAUUGCAUCAAUUCAAUAAAUUAUUUUUCCGUAGUUUUUAAGAUUAAAUACUAGAAUUUAAUAGAAAAAGAAAGUAAACGUACUAUUUUAAAAUUAUUAACUCCUGAUAUUACUGAUUAAUAGAAAAAUAACAAAUAUAUAAUAAUGUUUAAUUAUAUAUAUUCUUCUUAAUAAUCUAAUUAUAUUAAUUAUAUAUACUUUCUUUAAUAAUAUUGUUUAUUAUACAUAUUGUAUACAUUGAUUUCAUGUUUCAUUGUGAUAAUGUACUAACUUCAAUAUUUAUGUUAUAUUUUGUUAUAAAAAGCCAUUGUAUAAUUUUCAAUAGUAACCAAUAAAAAAUUGUCCAAAAUUAGAGACAAAUUUAUAAGUUAACAAAGCAAAAUGUCAAAUUUAAUGUAUUUAAUAAUUAGUAUACUUCUAAUUAUUCUGGUUAUUCUUAUUGGAUUCGAAAUUUAUUUACAUCGCGAGACAUAUUUUCCACGAAGGACUUGAAAUUUAAUAUUACAAAGGUAAACAAUCAUUAUUUAAAUAGAAUCAGAGUUACCAGUAUUAGACGAAUUUAAUAAAUACCAGAAAGUGUAGUAACUUUUAAAGAUUUUCUUAGCACUUCUGGUGUGAUAAAUUCACAUGCAUGGAAAGUAACAUUUUUCUUAUUUUCAAACAUAUGGAAACCAUUUUCUGAGAAACGACCACAAAUAUUACCAGCUUCUAGCCAUACAAAAAGUGCUAUAUUAUUUGUUAUUAAUUCAAGUUCAAUAUCUGAAUAAUUAAAAUAUCUUCCAGAUCCAAGGAUAAACUUACAGAAACAUUUGCAAUUGGUAAUGCAAUAUUCUUCAGAGCAUUCCUUGGAUAUAUGUAAUUUCUUGGUGCUAUUAGAAUUCCAGUUUUGUUUCUCAAGUAAUCAUCAUCUACCUAUGGAAGACCAAGAUGGAGCUUGCCAAACAUCAUUUAAUUGCCAAUAUAAAGCACCCAUUGUCAUUCCCUCUCCUAUUUCGUUUAAAUCCGACUUUGAUUGCCGAUAAAACUCUGUUUGUAUUUUUACCGACACAGCCUGAUUAAUUUGGCUUAAAUAUAUAUAAUUUUCAAAUCUUUUUAGACUAUCUUGAGUAUCAGGUAAUUUUAAAUUUUUUGAAAUAAGAUUCUUCAAAUAUACUGUUCCUAAUGGUAAAUGUUGACGAUGUUUAAAGAAAUUGCUGUCUAUAUCUAAAUCAGUAAUAGUUCUUGUAACCGGCAACAUAGUAUAAAUUGACGGUAGCGAUUGAAACCCAUAUUCAGAUGAAAAUCUUGCACGAGGAUAUUGCUUCAUAUCCCAUCCAUUAUUAAAAUAGUUGUAAUAAUGAACUAAAAUAUUAUUAUAUUACACCUGCUUUCAAAUACAAACUGUUUCUAUAGUGAAAAAAUAUAUUUUACCAUCUCCAAAUAACUUCGAAUAUGGAUCUUUUCCAAUAUAAUUAUAUUUCUCUGUAUACAAUCCAUUACUAGGACUAGAUAUUACAAAAGGUCGUGUGGAAUCAAGUUGUUCCACUUCUUUCUUAAUUAAGUCUACAUAAAGUUUGAUAUAAUCAGUUUUAUAUAUUUGUUUAGUUCCAGUUCCAUACCAAUUUCCAUAUAGAGCUGCUUCAUUUUCAUUAUUUCCAGCCCAGAGAACAAUACUAGGAUGAUUUUUUAAUCUUUGUACAUUUUGUAUUACUUCCUUCUUAACUGAUUCAAGAAAGUCUUUUGUAGUAGGAUACAUUCCACACGCAAACAUGAAAUCUUGCCAAAUCAUGAUUCCAUAUUCAUCAGCUAUAUUAUAAAAUAAUUCGGAUUCAUAAAGUCCACCUCCCCAUACUCUAAGCAUAUUCAUGUUUGCUUCUUUGGCAGAUCUUAGUAAGUGUUUAAUUGUAUCUGUCUUAGUAGUUAACUCAGGAAAAAUACUAGCUGGAAUGAAAUUACUACCCUUCGCAAAUAUUGGAAUAUUAUUUAUCUGAAAAUAAAAGCUUAAUCCUUGUUUCAGAGUCUUUUGUACAAGCUCUACUGUUCUAAAACCAAUGCGUAUAGUUUUCUGCUUAACAUUAGUAGAAGUAGCUGCAGUUACAGUUAAUGAGUAAAGAGUUUGAUUGCCAUAACCAUUCGGCCACCAUUCAUGUACAAGGUUCUAUGUAAAAAUAUUAUUUUAUUAAAAGCAUAUAUUGGUCAAAUAUUAGUAAAUUAUAUGUCACUAUUGGGAACGUACUGUAGGUACUUUAAGAAGUAUAGUACUUUUUGUGUCUAUUUGUAAAUUAACAUUGCUGGUAUUAUGAAUAUUUGAUUGUUCAUUAAUAUUAAGAAUAGAUGAGAUAUGACAAGUUGUGUUACUUCGUGAGGUAGUUUCAAGAAAUAAUGUGAUUAUAACAUUCCAAAAUUUUCCUUCUUUAUGAAUAUCUGUUGUAACAUCCAUAAUAUAAAUUUCAUUUAUGGGAAUUAUUUCUACACUUUUCCUAAAAUUUUUUUUGAUUAAUAUGUAACGACAAAUAAUGUAAAUAAAUAAUAAAAUUAAACACACCAAAUACCCAUUGAUGGAAAAGCUGGACCCCAAUCCCAAGAAAAACUUGCUUGCAUUUUUCUUAUAUAAUUUACAUGACAUUCUCCAUUGUAACUAUCUGGAUUGCAUAUUGGAGGAAUAACAUACUUCAAUGCUUGUUUAUUGUGUAAGGCUUCAGCUAUCUUAACAGGGGAAGAAAAAGAAACUUCCAACAAAUUUUCCCCUCUCUGAAAAAUAGAAUAUUAAUAAAUAAAUAGAAUAAAUAAUUGUAUGAUAUGAAUAAAUAAAAAAUGAAUUGCUUACUUCUAAGUGUUUUGUUACAUCAAAUGUAUAUCUUAAAAACAUAUUUGAUGUUUCUCCAACUUUUUGUGCAUUUAAAAAGAUUCUAGCAAAUGUAUCUACACCAUGGAAAAUUAAUACUACUUUAGGUGCAUUUAAUAAAGUAUUGUUUAC